Molecule: messenger RNA, 2553 nt
Organism: Chrysemys picta bellii (western painted turtle)
Lineage: Eukaryota; Metazoa; Chordata; Testudines; Emydidae
Source: RefSeq, a predicted model, not a curated record
CAGGCAGCGCGGGACUCCGGGGGACCAUUUCCGCCAACGGAACAUCGUUUACAUCCGGGUCAGAGGUCAGCGGCUCAGGGGUGAUCGGAGUCCGUCGGUUGCGAGGUGUCAACAGCACGAGGCUGCCGGCGUCUGUUGCGGGCCGGGGCUCGGGGCAGCAGCCAUGUAAUCUCUUAAGAACAGCACCCUCUUGCAAGUGUUCUGAAGAUCAUACUUCUUCUCAGCAUGUCCUCGAAUGAGAAUUUUUUGCUGUUGAUAACUGGAAGGGUGCUUGGAGUUUCCUAACUCCUUUGUUUCUUCUAUCAAAAGCCCACCGUCUUCUCAAAAACCUUUCUCUGUCACUUUAGGUGCUAUACCUUAUUUGUGUCAAAAUGCUGCGAUAUUGGGGUGAGAUUCCAGUGUCGACCAGUCAGGCCAACCGUAGCUCCUUUGAUUUGCUUCAGCGUGAGUUUCGCACUGUGGAAGUCCAAGAUCCUCCAUUACAUCAGCCCUCUGCAAACAAGCCCAGGCCACCCACCAUGCUGGACAUCCCCUCGGAGCCCUGUAGCCUCACCAUUCACACUAUUCAGCUCAUCCAGCACAACAGACGACUGCGCAGCCUCAUUGCCAUGGCUCAGGCCCAGAACCAGCAGCAAGUGGAGGGCAUAAAGACAGACGAGAGCGAGCCUCUGCCAUCCUGUCCUGCCUCCCCACCCCUCCCUGAUGACCUGCUUCCUCUGGAUAGCAAAACCCCCAAAAUGCCAUUUCAGCUAAGGCACAGUGAUCCAGAGAGCGACUUUUAUAGAGGGAAAGGGGAACCAGUAACUGAGCUGAGUUGGACCUCCUGCCGGCAGCUUCUCUACCAGUCCAUGGCCACCAUCCUGGCCCAUGCGGGGUUCGAGUGUGCCAAUGAGAGCGUCCUGGAGACCCUGACAGACAUUGCUCAUGAGUACUGCUUGAAGUUCACCAAGCUGCUGCGCUUCACUGUGGAUCGAGAAGCUCGGCUUGGGCAGACGCCUUUCCCAGACGUAAUGGAACAGGUGUUCCAUGAAGUGGGCAUUGGCAGCGUGCUCUCUCUGCAGAAGUUCUGGCAGCACCGCAUUAAGGAUUAUCACAGCUACAUGCUGCAGCAAGCAGCUUCCGAAGAGUACGAGAAGCUUGUCAACCCUGAAAAGGCAGCAGAAGACACAAAACCUGUGAAGAUUAAGGAGGAGCCAGUCAGCGAUAUCACCUUUCCCAUAAGUGAGGAGCUGGAGGGAGAUCUGGCAUCUGGUGACCAGUCUUUGCCUGUGGGAGUCCUUGGAGCUCAGAGUGAGCGUUUUUCUGCCAAUCUGGAAGUAGAGGCGUCCCCCCAGGCUACAGGUGCCGAGGUCAAUGCUUCCCCUCUCUGGAACUUGGCUCAAGUGAAAAUGGAGCCUCAGGAAAGUGAGGAGGGCAAUGUUCAUGGGCACGGGGUCCUAGGCAGCGAUGUCUUCGAGGAGCCCAUGUCGGGCAUGAGCGAAGCUGGGAUGCCGCAGAGCCCCAAUGGAUCUGAGAGCAGUUAUGGUUCUCAUUCUCCUGACAGCCUGAUGGGCUCCUCGCCUGUCUUCAACCAACGCUGCAAGAAGAAGAUGAAGAAGAUGUGAAAGGGAAGAGGACUUUUUUUCUUUCGAAUCCUGCUAAUGUGUGACAGUGACUUGAAAUGAGCCAAUAGGGCCCUUGGUACCUCGGGGACUAUAAUAACCAGUGCUGGCCCUGGGUUUUGGGGAACAGUCUGUGAAAUUAUCAUGUGAGGUUCGAUCUGCAGUGCACAUCAACCCACCCAUCUUCAUUCUGCCCAUGACUCCUCUUCCCAUUAGGCUCUGCUUUGCAUCCCCAUCCACGAGAUUGCAGGAGAACUCAAAAUGGGAACCAUCCCCAUCCUACAAACGUGGCAGUGUCACCAGAUCUCUGGCGGGAUUGGAGUGCGGGAGAGAAUGCAGGCUAGUAGUCUUGUUGACAGUGGCUGUUUAUACUCACUGAGCCAGGGGAGUCUUGACAGUGAGCUUCUCAAAGUGGAACCAGAAGCAAUUAGCCUUACCUAACGCUGGCCCUGGUAAUAAAUGGUUUCCUUUAUUUUGUUGGAUUGUAUGUGGCAAUUUCAACCCAACUGAGUUGCCCUGUUUGAAGCUGCUAUCUUGACAUUUGAAAUAGCUUCUGUUUUGGUUCCUGUUUUCUUUUAAUGGUGCAGCUGAUUGAUAGCAAUAAUUAUUUUUGUUCUGUGGAUCCACAGCUAAUGUUCAACUCAGAGCUUUUAAUUUGAUUCAUUUGAGUGUCUCUCUUAACAAAAGCUGGAAUGAUCAUGAGUCAAGUAGGAACACUGGCUUAAACCGGCUCUAUACCUAUAACCCAUUGGAAGGUUCAAGGGAGGUUUACUGAGCCUCAUAUUUGUCCUUACAAUUGCACAUUAAUCUUCUGAAAGAACAAGCUCCAGGCACAGUGUUUUUGUUUGUUCAUAUAACAUUCAUGGCCCUAAUUCUCUUUCUUGAUUGUAUUUCAUGUUCAUUGUACAGAAAUAGAAGCCAAACAAAUAAAACUCUCCUGUGUUUCUAAUAA